Phytophthora sojae is the source of this 702-nucleotide messenger RNA. RefSeq lists its product as hypothetical. The record is from RefSeq and is a predicted model, not a curated record. The transcript has a single exon. The coding region runs from base 1 to 702 and encodes 233 amino acids. Lineage: Eukaryota; Oomycota; Peronosporomycetes; Peronosporales; Peronosporaceae.
AUGGUGUCGACCGCUAUUGUCCCCGGUGCUCUCGCCUUUCUCUGGCCGGCCCACAUCCCGGCUCUUCCCGACUUUCGGUACGUCCGGGUCACGAGUGUUCAAGGAAGCAAGGCCAAGGUGGCUCUUGUCAGCCUCGAUGGUGACGACGAAGCGCUGGACGAGGAAGUCGACAUCGCUGUCCUACAACGGCGCCGUGUCGGCGAUGAGGAAGGCGAGCUGUGGCCCGGUACAUUCAUUGGGCAUCCUAUCGCGUUUAUCAUGCCGGACGGACCAUCCUUGGACGAAUGGGCAUUUGGCGUCGUCUCUGGGUAUCGCAUGGCGGGGGGUCACCCCUCUCUGCACGUCCGCGGUGACGGUGUACCCGUCAAGCUCAAACUGGAGCAACCGCCGAAUGUUAUCAAGGUCAACUGGGUCAACUACGUCCUCCAGACGGGUGCGGGGGAGAAUGCUUCGGCAGUCAACGCAGAGGAGAUGGUGGUGCUGAUGGAUGAGGUGAGCGCCCAGUGCGGCAAGAGCCGGGCGGGGUUGCCAGCAAAGAUCGCCAAGUCCCUCUCUGUGCCCUUUGACGCUGAGGCCCCCGUCCCCAUCAUCCGGCCCGACACGCUGGCCGUGAUCACGGCGCCCCGCAAGCACGCCCUGGACGGCGCGCUCAACAAGAAAGGCAAAAAGGGCACGAGUAUGUUCAACACGCAAGACAUCUGA